Molecule: messenger RNA, 438 nt
Organism: Symbiodinium sp. CCMP2592
Lineage: Eukaryota; Dinophyceae; Suessiales; Symbiodiniaceae
Source: the annotation of a GenBank genome assembly
AUGGCCCGCCUGAUACAAGAGGAAAGAGCGCAGCUGCAAGGCUUCCUGUGCAGGGAGAAUUGCCCACCAAAGGCCCUCAUGCGAGAGUGGCUCCUCAAAGCGGCAAUCGAGCCAGACACAGAGACCCAGCGACGAUUCGGGCAGGUGAUGAGACAGAUGAACUGGACGUACGCAAAUCUGGGCUGGUUUCACUACCGGUCCAUCCUCAACCUUUGGCGGUCCGGCACAGCGGCGCCUGAGGACGCCUACGACGCACAGCGCGAAGCCGGCAUAAAGCUCUACGGACGAGGCGGAAGACAAUGCAUGCAGUUCAACUACUACGUUCUCCACUACACGAUGUGCGGAGAGGACUUCACCCGAAGACCUCCCCUGGCAGCCUGGGGUUUUACCAGCGAAAUCCAGCUCGUGUGGGACGGCAUCGGCUCCUGGCAAGCGUAG